AUGGCUGCUUCGAACGAGGUUCACCAUCUCAAGGGGCCUGGAACAGAAGGGGGGAAAUCGAGAAAAGCCGAGGACAGGCGCGGGGAGGCUGGUUUGGAGGGUGCUGAUGGAGCGGUCGACCGACAUCAGCCGGUACAGCCAUGCAAGGCAGACUCCUGCCUGGAAAGAGAAGACCGGAUGGAAAAGCUUCUCGACAAACGGCAAGCAUUGGUUUCCUUGCAUUAUCCCCCGUUUUUCUUCCUGACGGAGAAGGUAGCCGCAGUGCCCGCAGCACGACCGUAGCUUGCUCGCCAAACAUUGCGCCGCUCGUCACAACAUCUAUAUUGCGGCAGGGCCGCCUUGCAAGAAGCGUCGAUCAGGGCCAGGAGAAGACAGGCAGCGGCCAGUGCUAGAUCGACUGCUUCCGAAGCGUCACGGGACGACAAGACGGAAGAGGUCAGGUGGUGUCCUAUGCGCCAAGCUGGACGACAAAAACACGAAGUACAUCGACUGGUCAGGUCCCGGGAAACACGAUGUCAAGCCCACUAAAAACGUAGCACAUGUUUGUAGUGCUACAGGGUUUUCCUCCCUACUGCAGCUUUUGGACUAGUUUGUACUCUUAGCGUUUUCGAGUUACGCCACGACCAGUGUACAGGUUCCAUUCACACUACUAUUAGCGCGUUGUCUUCGGUGUCGAUCCUUCAUAACCUUCCGUGUUGCGGCAGGUACCUGUAGAGACCAGCCAAGUUCUAGCUCCACAUCCAUGUGAGGAUGCUCCGGUCACAUGCCGUUCGCACCCGGCAACCGAGCUAUUUAGGUUGGUGCUGCUUCGUUCGUGCCGCUCACCAAAUCAAAAGAACAUCCAAUCGUAUUUCAGGCCCUACAGGAUUUACUGUCGCUAUAAUUUUCCUGCUAUUCUCGAAGCGGAUCAACAUUCUGGUUCUAGUUUUCGUGGCUCCGACAAGUGUUGCUAGAACCGGAGUAUGCUAGAACCGGAAGCACGUUUCGCAACUCGCCGAAGGUGGUCGGAAUGCGCGACGACUCAUGUAUCCCCGCGUGAAAAAUGGAUUGAUUCCAAUCCGCUUCACCAUGUGCGCGUCCACCUUCCUUACACGCAGUUGGAAGAGGUCGAACACAUGAUACAAUCGGGGGAGUCAUCUCUGCAGUCACUGCGGGGUUAAAGCGUGAUGUCGGGCCUUUCCUUUGAAAAAUUUGAGAUGCAUCUGGUCGUCGCGCUCGUUGUACCUCCGCCUGCGUUAUCGGACGUUACUCGCUGGAUGCUCCUUCUUCUCGUGUGCGGGUGUGCCUGCUGCGUUGUCCUCGACAUCAAGGUUUCUCGCUUGAUUAUGGUACUUGAAUAUGGGUCCGAUCUGUGCAUCCUCUGUGGGGGAUACGCGUAUGGGAAGUAUGGGUGUGAUGGAUAUGUAUGCGGUUGAGGUCCAAGUGCGGUCCCCCCGGGUGAGCACACGGCAGUGUGCUCCCGGCACUUGCCUGUGGGGUGAGCAUCCUUGUUUAGUGUAGUAUAUAUACAUGAUGGCUACGCGCGUUCCUGGGAUAACAUAGCACCCAGUCUCAACACCACAGACCGCUGAGGGCGGCAGUGCACACUAACUCGAUAUUCCGAGUUUGGAGCCGAGCUAGGCCAGGUGUCGGCUCGCGGCGAUGAGCGAGUGGUAGAAGAACAAGUGGAGAAUACGAAGCAGAAAGCCGAGAGAGCAGCUGGGGAAGUGGCAGCCGAGAUGGCGGACCUACAGAGGGGAUCCGAGGAGGCAGAGGAGAGGAGUUCAGCGGAGGAAACCGCGAAAAGGAGCGUGGGUGAUGCCGGGUAUGCGGCAGGUAACAUGAGGAUAAGCGGCGCCGGCUAUGCGCCUGGGUACCAUAGCAGGGAUGGAGCUGCCGGAGGGGCGGCUACUUUUGGAGCCGAGGGGAUGCCUAGUUUUUUCGAUGAUCGGGAGCAGCAGCAGCGUGACCGCGACUACGUGCGGAAGGACCGGAAGCCACCGACCGGUGUACGACGGCAACUUCCCACCGUUCAAGUCGCUGUUUGAGCUCUUCCUCGCCCGCAAAGAUCUAUCACACACUCGCCAAGCCGGCGAGUCCAGACCAACGCAUCUGGCUCCUUGACAGGCUGCCAAGGAGCGAAAACGUCCGCUUGCACGGUGAGCGUUGCUUGCGCGAUCAUGAGUAUGCGUUUAAGUACUUGAUGCGCGCCACGUAGGGGGCAAACUUCCAGGCUAAAAUCCUUCCGUUGGGACUGUGUGUGGGGCGUGGGAGGCUGCACAACAGUUCUGCCUGCCGAUGAGUGACUCCGAGCAGGAGGCACUGAAGCUGUCUCUCACGAACAUGAAGAUGCAGCUUGGAGAGGACCCAAAGGAGUACUUUCUUAGGUUCGACAGAGUGUUGUCUACUCUCCGCGCCGUCAACGGCGAUGCGAUCACGGAUAGAGAAGUCCUCGCGAUGCUUCGAUGGAACCUCUCCGCCGACUACGAACAGGUCCACAUUGUCUUCAUGGCCAACAGCUCGCUCACGCGCAAGGACUUGGAGAAUUUUGUGCGUAGCCUGCACGCCGAGAGAGACCUCGGGAAUGUUGCGCGGCGGACGGCAGCGCCGACCGGUGACCCGCACGCUCUUCAUGUCGGUGUAAAACUUUUCGGCGGGACUGUUGGGGACGUUUUUCUCGUCAACAGCAGCAUGGUCUACAGCAGUCCUGCGGAGGUGUUCCCGUACAGCAACCGUUCCAGCAGCAGUGGAGGUACGGCGUGUUUGGCAGAGGGUGUUCUUUUCAGCAGCAGCAGCAACAACCGUGCGUGCAGCAGAGGUUCAUGCCACCGCCAUCGGUGCAGCAGCAGCCCAUGCCACAGCAGCAGCCUCGUCAACAGCAGCAACCUCUACGGUCCUGCAACGGCGCUCCUGGUACAGCUCCAGCUUU
Messenger RNA from Ectocarpus sp. CCAP 1310/34, 2908 nucleotides. The record is from the annotation of a GenBank genome assembly. NCBI's taxonomy places the organism in Eukaryota, Phaeophyceae, Ectocarpales, Ectocarpaceae.